UAUUAAAGCCAUCUCAUCUCUCCCUCCAAUAAAAGAAUCUUCAACAAAAAUCUCUCUUUUUUUUGGUGCCCCAAGAAGGAAGGUGCAAACCAUGUGUUCUCCUCGUGUUCUCCGUUUCUUAUCUCUCUUGCUCUGCGUUUUUCCCUUCAUCGCCUCUGCUCUGCAUUUACCACUCAAAGUCACACAGUUAGAUGCCGAUGACCCAUCUCGAGAUCCGUACCAGAUCCUCAGCCACCUUGUCUCUUCCUCUUUAGCAAGAGCUCAUCGCCUUAAAAACCCCAAAUCCGCCGCCGCCGGCAACAACACCGCCACCCCACUCUUUUCCCACAGCUAUGGAGCCUACUCCAUUUCUCUCAGCUUCGGCACUCCACCUCAAAUCCUCCCUUUCGUCAUGGACACCGGCAGUGACUUCGUUUGGUUCCCCUGUACCCAUCGCUAUGUAUGCAAAAAGUGUUCCUUUUCCUCAUCUUCCUUCAGAAACACUACCAUCCCAUCUUUUAUCCCCAAGUUAUCUUCAUCUUCCAGGCUUGUCGGCUGCCGGAACCCAAAAUGUUCAUGGGUCCACCACACCAACAAGACCCAAUGCGACGAAUGCCAAAACAACCCCAAACCCCGAAAAUGCACUCAAGUUUGUCCCCCUUACUUCAUCCUCUACGGCUCAGGAACCACGGCGGGACUUGCAUUAUCGGAAACCCUAAAUCUUGGUGACAGAACUGUCAACAAUUUCUUAGUCGGAUGCUCCGUUCUCUCUUCCCGGCAACCCGCCGGCAUCGCCGGGUUCGGCCGGGGACUGCCUUCUUUACCUUCUCAACUUAAGCUAAAUAAAUUCUCUUACUGUCUCAUCUCUCGCCGUUUCGACGACUCUCCUAGGAGCAGCACUUUGAUACUUGAUAGCACCUCCGAUUUUGAUCGGAAAACGAAUGGUUUGAUUUACACGCCGUUUCUCAAAAACCCCGUUGUCGAAGGCAAAGAAGCUUUCCGAGUUUAUUACUACGUUGGUUUAAGGAAGAUAACAGUAGGUGGCCGCCGCGUUAAGGUUCCUUACAAGCUUCUUUCGCCAGGAAAAGGUGGCGAUGGCGGCACCAUCGUGGAUUCCGGCUCGACCUUCACUUUCAUGGCUCGUGAGAUAUUCGUGCCCGUAGCUACAGAAUUUGUGAAACAGGUUAAGAAUUACAGUCGAGCCCGUGAUGUUGAGGCCUUAACGGGGUUGAGGCCUUGUUUUAAUGUUAGCGAUGGGGAUAAACAAGUGGAAUUUCCUGAGUUGAGGUUGCGUUUUAAAGGCGGCGCGGAAAUGGCGCUGCCACUGGAGAAUUAUUUCGCGGUGGUCGGAGAUGGGGUGGCGUGUUUGAUAGUGGUGACAGAUGGCGGUGUCGGUGGAGGAAAGGCUGAAGUGGGGCAUAGUGGACCAGCUGUAGUGUUGGGGAGUUUUCAGAUGCAGAAUUAUUACGUGGAAUAUGAUCUGAGGAAUGAGAGAUUAGGGUUAAAGCCACAGUUAUGUAUAUAGUAAAAUUCUAUAUGUCCCAUAUCCAUCGUUAAAUGUGUUUUUUUAUCUCCAAUUUUUGGACUUCUUGGAAUUCAGUCAGUAAAAGAAGACAGGUUUUUUCUUGGGGAAAACGGGGAAGAAAAUUAGGAGUGGGUAAUAUUUUUAUAGUUUUGACUUUUUUUUAUUUAUCUUAAUAAUGUUGAGUGUAGGAUACAUGAUAGCUAAUUAUUGUAUGUUGUUCCUUUUUUUUUAAAAAAAAUAAAGGCGCUUUGAUGUUGAAAUCA
Molecule: messenger RNA, 1767 nt
Organism: Hibiscus syriacus
Lineage: Eukaryota; Viridiplantae; Streptophyta; Magnoliopsida; Malvales; Malvaceae
Product: probable aspartyl protease At4g16563
Exons: 1
Coding region: 92-1504 (470 amino acids)
Biological process (GO): proteolysis
Cellular component (GO): extracellular region
Molecular function (GO): aspartic-type endopeptidase activity
Source: RefSeq, a predicted model, not a curated record